GCUGCUGCCAGCGAGGACUCUUAAUAAUGAAGUACUGCUACGCGUGCGAAAGUGCGCGAGCUAACUUUAGUGCUGAAAAUUAAAAAAACCGACCUAAAGGAAGAGAAGGGUCAGUGCAUCUGCUGAUGAAAAACACAACAGUUACUCCGUGUCAAGCGAGUUUCGGGCUUUUGAAGGACAGUUUGUCAGUCUUUUCUGAGUUUGUUGUUGUCACCCUCAGUUUCUCUGCUGAGCCAACCAACGGAUGAAUAUCUGCAGCGCGAGCCUUUGCAGGACUAGUCUACAAAGUGACAGCAGGCUAAACAGGCAAAACGCAGGGCUGUUUUCGGGACCCUUAUUGGAUCAGUUAUUGCCGCUAACAAGCAUCGAUUCGCGGAAUGACAUUAAACUGAAUGUGGAAACGAAUUAGGAAUUCUUCGGAGGUACAACAAUUCUAUCAUAUCAAGAUUCGUUCUGGGUUGAAGCAGAGGAGUGGACACGUCUACAGAGCAAAUGGAGAACACACAGGAUCUCAAUGACCCCACGGUGAAGAAGCCGCACUGUGACCCGCAAGUUCCAGAUCCCUCAGAAAACAGGUCUAUGGAAAUGCAGGACUUGGCCAGCCCUCAGAAUCGCGUUGCCACGGACGACUCCUCCAGCAGCAAACUGGACAAAAAUAGCAGCCUGAACAACAGCAUCUCAGCCAACGGCACUGGAGGUGAGAACAUGACCAUUCUAAACACAGCCGAUUGGCUGUUGGGCUGCAGCUCCUCCCCCACACCACCAAGUUCAAAGGACUAUGGUACAGCGCACAAUAUGAAGACAGAGCCUCUGAACAACAGUGACGCCGUCACCACUUCAGGGGACACAGGGCUGGACACCUACGCUGGCUCAGUCAUCACCAGCAGUGGAUACAGCCCACGCUCUGCCCACCAGUACUCACCUCCACUCUACCCAUCAAAGCCAUACCCCCACAUCCUGUCCACUCCUGCGGCUCCGUCCAUGUCUGCAUAUGCAGGCCAAUCACAGUUCGGAGGCAUGCAGCAGUCCACCGUCUACACUGCCUACUCUCAAAGCACACAGCCCUAUGGCCUGUCCACAUACGAUUUAGGAGUAAUGCUGCCGGGUAUAAAGACAGAGGGAGGCCUCAGCCAAUCCCAGUCCAGCCUGCAGUCCGGCCUGAGCUACAGCCCCGGCUUCACCACGCCGCAGCCCGGACAGACGGCCUACUCGCCCUAUCAGAUGCCAGGGUCCAGCUUCACCCCAUCCUCUGGCCUAUAUACCUCCAACAACUCAGUGUCCAACCCAGCCAACUUCACCACGCAACAGGAGUACCCGUCCUACACGGCGUUCGGACAGAACCAGUACGCCCAGUAUUACUCUGCCUCCUCCUAUGGACCCUACGUGACGUCCAACAGCUCAGUGGACGGCACCGGCUCCGUCUCCACCUAUCAGCUGCAAGAUCCCGCCCCCGUCAUGACGGGACAGGCUGCAGAGCUCCACCCAGGGGACUUUGACCCCGUGCAGAGGCCGGCCACACCCAUCAAGGAGCUGGACGACCGGGGGAGGGGCACGGGGAGCAAAGCCAGGGGGAGGGGGAGGAAGAACAACCCUUCACCCCCACCGGACAGCGACCUGGAGAGAGUCUUUGUUUGGGAUCUGGAUGAGACCAUCAUUGUUUUCCACUCACUCCUUACGGGAUCUUAUGCACAGAAGUAUGGCAAGGACCCUCCUCUGGCGGUGACGCUUGGCUUACGGAUGGAGGAGAUGAUCUUCAACCUUGCAGACACACAUCUGUUCUUCAACGACCUUGAGGAAUGUGACCAGGUGCACAUUGAUGACGUGUCGUCAGACGAUAACGGACAGGACCUCAGUACUUACAGUUUUGCAACUGAUGGCUUCCAUGCAGCUGCGACCAGCGCAAGCCUCUGCCUAGCAACUGGCGUUAGGGGCGGAGUCGACUGGAUGAGGAAGCUGGCUUUCCGUUACCGGCGAGUAAAGGAGUUGUAUACCACGUACAAAAACAAUGUCGGCGGUAUGCUGGGCCCGGCCAAGAGGGAUGCCUGGCUACAGCUCCGGGCAGAGGUGGAGGCUCUCACAGACUCCUGGCUCACCAACGCACUCAAAUCCCUCUCAAUCAUCAGCUCUAGGAGUAACUGUGUAAAUGUGCUGGUGACCACGACACAGCUGAUCCCCGCCCUGGCCAAAGUGCUCCUGUACAGCCUGGGGUCCGUCUUCCCCAUUGAGAACAUCUACAGCGCCACUAAAAUAGGCAAAGAGAGUUGCUUUGAGCGCGUAAUGCAAAGGUUUGGCAGAAAAGUAGUGUAUGUUGUAAUUGGCGAUGGGGUGGAAGAAGAACAGGCGGCCAAAAAGCACAACAUGCCCUUCUGGAGGAUAUCUAGCCACUCCGACCUGCUGGCUCUUCACCAAGCACUGGAAUACGAAUACCUGUAAAGAAAAACUACAAAAAAACUACAGACACUACACUAAAACUGCAGAACUGUACCUACCAGACUCUUUUUUGUUUUUUGAUUUUUUUUCUCUCUUUUUUUGUACAUCUAUUUAAGAAGCUACAUUACACUGCUCUGUUUUGUUUCAUUUUGUCUUUUUUGUCUUUUUUAAAGGAAAAAAAACUGUUGCUUAAGAAACAAAUAACUGAAUUGUCUUAAGAAGACGUGAGGGAUGUGAGGGAUUUUUUUCUUUUCUUUUGGUCAAAUCUAUACAAGGUCUUACUGUAAGCCGCAAAAAAAAAAGUUUUUUGUUUUUGUUGGUGUUUUCCCUUUGGCUGAUCAUGUGAGGUGGGACGGCGAGAAACAGCGAAGAAACAAGAAAACAAAUGAUAAACAGAUUCUCCUUUUCCUCGUGAAGGACCUAAUCCUUCAUGCAACACUUAACAAGUUCCCAUGACAACCCUCCUCCCCAUCCUUCCUGCUUCCAUAGCAAUGACCUGCACUCUUAGUGUCUAUCUAGUGAACACCCCAUAACCCAUGUAAAUUAUUUUACAGUUAAUAGUUUUAACAUGGACAUAUUUGUUGUUUGAUAUUGGAAAGGGUUUUGUUGUCUCUUUGUUUUUGUAAGUUUUUGGCAAAGAAGAAUGUGCAUAAUGACUUGUUGUGUCUUAUAUAAAAAAAGAUGUGUUUGUGUGUUUCAAUGUAAUUUUUGUUUAUUUUAAAUAUGUAGAUAAAUUA
Molecule: messenger RNA, 3167 nt
Organism: Engraulis encrasicolus (European anchovy)
Lineage: Eukaryota; Metazoa; Chordata; Actinopteri; Clupeiformes; Engraulidae
Gene: eya4
Product: EYA transcriptional coactivator and phosphatase 4
Exons: 20
Coding region: 493-2433 (646 amino acids)
Biological process (GO): multicellular organism development; negative regulation of extrinsic apoptotic signaling pathway in absence of ligand; positive regulation of DNA repair
Cellular component (GO): nucleus
Molecular function (GO): protein tyrosine phosphatase activity
Source: RefSeq, a predicted model, not a curated record